This is a messenger RNA of Talpa occidentalis (Iberian mole), 3330 nucleotides long. RefSeq names its product DEAH-box helicase 35 (gene DHX35). Gene Ontology annotation, molecular function: RNA binding. The transcript is spliced from 22 exons. The record is from RefSeq and is a predicted model, not a curated record. NCBI's taxonomy places the organism in Eukaryota, Metazoa, Chordata, Mammalia, Eulipotyphla, Talpidae. Bases 42 to 2153 code for a protein of 703 amino acids. Gene Ontology annotation, cellular component: intracellular anatomical structure; catalytic step 2 spliceosome.
CAACGAAGGGGUGGAGUCUCCUCGUGACCUUUCACCCCAGCAUGGCUGCGCCCGUGGGACCGGUGAAAUUCUGGCGUCCAGGUACAGAGGGACCAGGCGUCAGCAUCUCUGAAGAGAGACAGAGUCUAGCUGAAAACUCUGCCACAACCGUCGUGUAUAAUCCGUACGCCGCCCUUUCUAUAGAGCAACAGAGGCAGAAGCUGCCCGUAUUUAGGCUUAGGAAUCAUAUAUUAUACUUGAUAGAAAACUAUCAGACAGUGGUGAUUGUUGGAGAAACAGGAUGUGGGAAAAGCACACAGAUUCCACAGUAUCUUGCAGAGGCUGGCUGGACAGCGGAAGGAAGAGUUGUAGGAGUGACCCAGCCUCGAAGAGUGGCUGCUGUUACUGUUGCAGGGAGAGUAGCUGAGGAACGGGGUGCGGUGCUGGGUCACGAGGUGGGUUACUGCAUACGCUUUGAUGACUGCACUGACCCGCUAGCUACGCGCAUAAAGUUUCUGACUGAUGGAAUGCUGGUCAGGGAAAUGAUGGUUGAUCCACUGUUAACAAAAUACAGUGUCAUUAUGCUGGAUGAAGCCCACGAGCGGACCUUGUACACUGAUAUUGCCAUUGGCUUGCUGAAAAAGAUUCAGAAAAAGCGGGGGGAUCUUCGAUUGAUUGUAGCUUCAGCUACUCUGGAUGCUGAGAAAUUCCGGGAUUUCUUUAAUCAAAAUGACACCAGCGACCCCGUCAGGGAUACAUGUGUGAUCCUUACUGUGGAAGGGCGGACAUUUCCAGUGGAUAUCUUUUAUCUACAAAGUCCUGUUCCAGAUUAUAUUAAAUCAACUGUAGAGACUGUGAUGAAAAUUCACCAGACAGAGGGAGAUGGAGACAUAUUAGCAUUUCUUACUGGCCAGGAAGAGGUGGAAACUGUUGUGUCUAUGCUGAUUGAGCAGGCUCGAGCCUUAGGCCGAAGUGGGAUGAAGAGACACCUCCGGGUUCUCCCCAUGUAUGCAGGACUGCCUUCCUUUGAGCAAAUGAAAGUGUUUGAGAGGGUGUCCCGCAGUGUCAGAAAGGUGAUUGUGGCCACCAAUGUGGCAGAAACUUCCAUAACAAUCAGCGGGAUUGUGUUUGUGAUCGACUGUGGCUUCAUGAAACUCCGAGCCUACAAUCCCAGGACGGCCAUCGAGUGCCUGGUGGUGGUUCCAGUGUCCCAGGCAUCAGCCAACCAGCGAGCAGGGCGUGGUGGCCGCAACCGCUCUGGAAAAUGUUAUCGCCUUUAUACAGAGGAAGCCUUUGACAAGCUGCCUCAAUCCACGGUUCCUGAGAUGCAACGUAGUAAUUUGGCACCUGUCAUCCUGCAGCUGAAAGCACUAGGAAUUGACAAUGUCCUCAGAUUUCACUUCAUGUCGCCCCCUCCAGCACAGUCGAUGGUUCAAGCGUUGGAGUUGCUCUACGCCCUGGGAGGUCUGGACAAAGACUGUCGCCUGACUGAGCCACUGGGCACAAGGAUAGCCGAGUUCCCUUUGAACCCCAUGUUUGCAAAAAUGCUGCUCGAAUCAGGAAAUUUUGGCUGUUCGCAGGAAAUUCUAAGCAUUGCUGCCAUGAUGCAGAUCCAGAAUAUCUUUGUGGUCCCCUCAAAUCAGAAGUCCCAGGCAAUUCGAAUGCACCGAAAAUUUGCUGUGGAGGAGGGUGACCAUCUCACCAUGCUGAACGUGUAUGAAGCAUUUAUCAAACACAACAAGAACUCUCAGUGGUGUCAGGAGCACUUCCUGAAUUACAAGGGUCUUGUCCGAGCUGCGACUGUGAGAGAACAAUUGAAAAAGCUGCUUGUCAAGUUUCAAGUGCCCAAGAAAUCUAGUGAAGGUGACCCGGACCCAGUUCUGAGGUGCAUCGUUGCGGGGUUCUUUGCCAAUGCAGCGAGGUUUCAUUCUACUGGCGCUUACAGGACUAUCCGUGAUGAUCAUGAGCUACAUAUCCACCCUGCGUCUGUCCUCUAUGCGGAGAAGCCGCCUCGCUGGGUUAUCUACAAUGAGGUCAUACAGACCUCCAAGUAUUACAUGAGAGACGUGACUGCUGUUGAAUCUGCUUGGCUGUUGGAGCUGGCUCCACACUUUUAUCAACAAGGAACGCACCUGUCUCUAAAAGCCAAAAGGGCCAAGGUCCAGGACCCGUGAACAGAGCCAGGCUGCAGCUUCAGGGCCUGCCGGUGCCCUCCCUGGGUGCCCAGGCGCGCCGGCCUGGCUCUUGCGGAACCUCCAGCUGCUCUGAGGGAGCUGCAGCCUGUUCCUUCGCUCCUUCCUUCCUUCCUGCUCCCCUCGGCCUCUGCAUCCCUUGCUGGGACUGGAGGAGCCUGUGCAUGGCAGGCACCUGCUGAGCUGCCCCCAGGCAGAGCAGGAGUUGGCAGGGCCAUGCUCUUUGCUCAUGCAGCACUCUCCCUAUCCCAGCAUGCCACCUCUGGCAGGUGCACUCCUGGCCCAGCUCUGGGCCCUGAGUAGGAAAGCCAGCCCUGCAGGCAGAGGCCCCACCUGGGGCUGGCAAAGGCUUUGCAAGGCUGGCUUUGCUUUCCCUGCCAGGGCCACGGCUAUACUGGCUGUGAAGUCUGCUGCCUGGUGUGCACAAGCGUGUAUCCAUAAAGGGACGAGACCCUGUAGCGCCAGGAGUUCUGCCAGCACCAGGGGCAUGUCUGGCGGGCAUUAGGGCUCCACAAACAAGCGGCUUCGCCCGUCCUUGCCCGUGUCACUGUUUGUCUGCGGCCCGGAGACUUCUGGGAUGACUGACCCACAGAGAGGGCUGGUGUGCGCUGUUCUUCAUUCGCCCAAGGGUUUCCGGUUCCCAAGUGGGCUUAGCUUUCCUGCGGCGUAUGUGGCACGUCCUGAACACCAGCUGAGCACAAGAGAGCGCCCGUCGCUCAGACCCCAGGACCCUCUGCAGCAGGAAUUCACAAUGUUUAGAGGCUCUAAGCUUCUGUAGCUCAGGAACAUACUCGUGUAUCUUUUUUUGUUCGUUCGCGCGUGUUCUCUGGAGAGCGUGGGGCGGCUCCGCCAGCAGGCACUGGCUUCGUGGCUGCCCCAGGGCUUCUUCGCUGUGACGAUAUUUGUGUUUCAACCCAUGACUGACCAAGUUUUCUUUUCCCUUCCUGUUUCAAUAACAUUUAUUUUAAAGACACUUAGCUUGAAAAUUUAUUUUUGUACUGACGUUACUUUGGAUGGGCCACUUUUGGCACCAAACAUACGUCAUUUUUAUUUCCAUUUUAUAAACAUGUAAAUAAUGAUAGUGAUAACGUGUAAAUAGUAGUAAACCUUUAUACCUAAAGUAAACCUGUUCCCUCCCACCCGUGGCUCCUGUGGUCGG